This is a messenger RNA of Calidris pugnax (ruff), 1889 nucleotides long. RefSeq names its product SFT2 domain containing 3 (gene SFT2D3). The coding region runs from base 1 to 510 and encodes 169 amino acids. The record is from RefSeq and is a predicted model, not a curated record. Gene Ontology annotation, biological process: vesicle-mediated transport. The transcript has 2 exons. Gene Ontology annotation, cellular component: membrane. Lineage: Eukaryota; Metazoa; Chordata; Aves; Charadriiformes; Scolopacidae.
AUGGCGGACCUGGGCCGGCAGUUGCAGGAGUACCUCGCGCAGUCAAAGGCGGCCGCCGCCCCAACCGCGGCGGACCCCUGGCUGCCGGGGCUGUCGCGCUGGCAGCGGCUGGCGGGCAGCGGGCUGUGCCUGCUGCUGGCCGCCUUCUGCUUCGGGCUGGCCGCCUUGUACGCGCCGCUGCUGCUGCUCCGCGCCCGCAAGUUCGCCCUGCUCUGGUCCCUGGGCUCCCUCUGCGGCCUGGCCGCCGCCGCCCUGCUGCGGGGGCCCGCCCGCCUCCUGCGGGAACCCGGCGGCGGCACCAUUCUCUACCUCGGCGCCCUAGCCGGCACCCUGUACGCCGCCCUGGGGCUGCGCAGCACCUUCCUGACGGUGCUGGGCGCCGUCGCCCAGAUGGUCGCUGCCGCCGUCGCCCUCCUGGCCGCCCUGCCCGGGGGAACCGCCGGCCUGCGCCGCCUGGGCGGCCUCCUCAGCGCCGUGCUGCGCCGCCGCGGGAAAACCCUGCCGGUGUGACACCCCCUACGCCGCCACCCAGGCGGGGACACCGGCCGCAGCCCGGCGGGGCGAAGGGACUGAGAGACUGCGGCUGGCCCCCGGGCACGAAGACACCUCUCCGCCAUGGGGAUGGCGCCGUCUCCCGCCACUUCUCUUCCUUCGCCUUCCUGCUGGGUUCUCCCCUCGCCGAUUCCCGAGGAAGAGGAGCCGCGGCUGGCACCCGGGAGCGGCAGCAGUGACUCUCUGAGCUCGUUCGGCUGCGGUGGCGGUGCCAGCCUGCCCAGCCCUCCCCGAGCGCGGGAUUUUGCCUUAUUGCAAAGUCAGCCCGAUAGCCAUGGUCCGGAGUCGCUCCGGCUGGGAGCUGGCAGCAUCCCACUUCCCUACCUCCAGUAUAGGACCAUGGGGCUGCUGCAGCCUACUUCGAAACGUGAGUGAGAUUGCGGAGCCCAUGAAAUGUAAUUAUUGACUUGCCUGUUAACAACGUGAACAGCAAGUGUCUUAACAGCUGAGGUGCGUAGGGCUGAGGGAUGGUGAAACACGGAGACAACGUAGUGAAAUCUGGUCAGGUGUGGGGGGGAAGGUUCAAAAAUAGUUAACUCAUCUUUGUGCCGACCCCUCUGCUCUGACACAUACUUUAGUCGCUGUACGGUGCAGUCAUCAGCCACCUCAGACUGCUGGUGAAUAUGAAUACUGUGUCCACUGAACUGCGUUUCUCUCUAAAAACCAUCUUUAAAACACCAGCCAGUAAGUGAAACCAACUUUCCUGGGGCUGUGGGUCACAAGGACUACUUGUAUCUGUAAGAGUAGUCUUCUUGCAUGGUGAUGAUAGGAUGGAAGGUGCUAAUCUUAGUGAAGAGCCUUUGCAGGUAUUGCUGCCUUACGGCUGCUGUAACGUAGCAAAUACUUGGGCUUUAAAAGGGAGCUUCAGCUUUUAGAACUUUAUUUUUAAUAUAUAUAUAUUUUUGCUCUCUCAAGUUGGGCAGGAAUUGCUGACUCGUCACAGCACGACCUUCAAAAAUAGAUUUGUUAGUAAUUAGAGCCUGUUUCAGCCAGUGCAGCUCUGUUUCAGUGCAGAAACGAAGCAGCUGUAGGAAGAUGCUGAAUUCAGGCUGGCAGUCCCUGCCGAGAGCCUGGUGCUUCAGGCUGGGCUGUGUACUGCACUACGGCACACAAAAGGGACCACCAGGCCUAACUGGCUCAGAGCCUAAGUGAGGAUCUCACUGAAUAUAGGUGCCUCUUACAAAAUAAAGCCAAACACUGCAAUAUUUAUCUGCUGUCACGACCUAGGGUUUAGCGUAUUCAUCUAAUACUUGCUCCGGAUUAAACUGAAAUUGUUAAAUAAAUGGGGGUACUUAAAUGUACAUAGAUUGUUUUAAUAAAACUAUUUGUCUACCAAA